AUGACUAAGCUCGCCAUCAUCGUGCUGGCCACGGCCGCCGCCCUGGUCAAGAGCACAGCUGCCUACGGCUUCAAGUCGCCGUGUCCAGUAGACAAGGACAUUUGCGGAUGGGCCCUGCAGUCCAACUACGGCUACGACAACGAGAUCCUCGCAGAUGCAACCGGAGCGGCCAACCAGAACGUCGGCUCCGGGACCGUCAUCUACGACAGCAUCUACAACUGCUACCCCGACGGCGAGAUUGUGUGGAGCGUGUGGUGCGGCGGCGGCGGCAGCUGCGACAAGGCGGCCAGCCCCAACAGCCAGGCCCUGUGCAAGGGCGAGCCCGUCGACACGGGCCGGGCCCCGCCUGUCUUCCCGCCCGACGACCCGAUUCCCGACGACCCGUUGCCGGUGUCGUCGGCCCGCCCGGUCUCGACACCGGCGAGCAGGAGAUGGGUUGCCUAG
Molecule: messenger RNA, 444 nt
Organism: Lasiosphaeria miniovina
Lineage: Eukaryota; Fungi; Ascomycota; Sordariomycetes; Sordariales; Lasiosphaeriaceae
Exons: 2
Coding region: 1-444 (147 amino acids)
Source: RefSeq, a predicted model, not a curated record